This is a messenger RNA of Ceraceosorus guamensis, 2987 nucleotides long. RefSeq names its product putative SEC27-coatomer complex beta subunit. The transcript has 8 exons. Gene Ontology annotation, biological process: endoplasmic reticulum to Golgi vesicle-mediated transport; intra-Golgi vesicle-mediated transport; retrograde vesicle-mediated transport, Golgi to endoplasmic reticulum. The record is from RefSeq and is a predicted model, not a curated record. Gene Ontology annotation, cellular component: COPI vesicle coat. The coding region runs from base 320 to 2878 and encodes 852 amino acids. Lineage: Eukaryota; Fungi; Basidiomycota; Exobasidiomycetes; Ceraceosorales; Ceraceosoraceae. Gene Ontology annotation, molecular function: protein binding; structural molecule activity.
UAUGUAGAGCUGCGACUUGGAAGUGUAGGGGGAUCACUUGCAAUUUGCCAAUCAUCCCACACCAACUCACCGCGCCGACCUGCUCUCUUCUGUUCUGUCUUACAUCUUCGGCGCAGUCCUCUUGCACUUUGCGACAGUCGGCGGCUGCAGUGAGCUUUACGUGCGGUCCAAGAAGGAGCGUGAUACAGAUUCCUCGUCUCCUCGCUCUGAGAAGGAGCUCAUUAGGUACCAAGAUCGACGCAGGUCACGCUCGUGUUCGCUGGCCGGUAGCGCCCAAUUCCUGCACAAGAGACCUCUUCCGAGAACACGGAGGCCCAACAUGCCGAUGACGUUGGACAUCGAGCGCAAGCUCUUUGCGCGAUCCGAUCGGGUCAAGUCUGUCGACUUUCACCCCACCGAGCCAUGGGUCGUGACAGGUCUGUACAGCGGAGCAGUGCACAUUCAUAAUUACAAUACAGGUAGCAUAGUCAAGACUUUUGAAGUUGCUGAAGUGCCAGUCCGUUGCGUACGCUUCAUAGCUCGCAAGAGCUGGUUCAUUGCUGGAUCGGACGACUUCCAGCUCAGAGUCUUCAAUUACAACACGCACGAAAAGGUGACGAGCUUCGAAGCGCACCCGGACUAUAUCAGGAGCUUGGCAGUGCAUCCUACUGGACCUUAUGUCCUGACAGGAAGCGAUGAUAUGACCAUCCGGAUGUGGGACUGGGAAAAGGGUUGGAGGCACGUUCAGACCUUUGAGGGACAUGCGCACUACAUCAUGGCGUUGGCUUUCAAUCCCAAGGACAGCAACAGCUUUGCAUCUGCUUGCUUGGACCACACGGUCAAAUUCUGGACGCUGGGUUCCAGCACCGCCAACUUCACAUUAGAGGCGCAUGCCCGCGGGGUCAACUACGUCGACUACUACCACGGAGGUGACAAACCAUACGUGAUCACAGUCAGCGACGACAGGACGGUCAAAAUUUGGGACUACAUUUCCAAGUCUUGCGUUCAGACGCUCGAGGGUCACAUGUCCAACGUCUCCUUUGCCGUUUUCCACCCCUCCCUGCCGCUGAUCGUGUCCGGUUCGGAAGAUGGGACUGUCAAACUCUGGCACAGCAAUACGUACCGGCUCGAGACUACAUUGGACUACGGCUUGGAACGCGUUUGGUCCAUCGCUUACAAGAAGACGGGCAAUGACGUUGCGCUGGGUUACGACGAAGGUGUCGUCGUCGUCAAGCUCGGCAAGGAGGAGCCGAGCGUCAGCAUGGACGGUAGUGGAAAGGUUGUCUGGGUCAAAGGCGCUGAUGUGCUGAGCGCCAAUUUGGGUACUAAUGAUUAUGCCGACGUGACGGACGGUCAACGCAUCGCGGCCGGAUCUCGCGAGAUGGGCACUACCGAAGUCUACGCGCAGCUGAUGCUGCACUCUCCGAACGGCAGAUUCGUGACUGUCUGCGGUGAUGGCGAGUACAUCAUUUACACUGCUUUGGCCUGGCGCAACAAGGCGUUUGGCUCUGGCUUGGGAUUCGCUUGGUCGCACGACAGCAACACGUACGCCGUUAGGGAGAGCAGCACCUCGCUAAAGGUGUUCAGAAAUUUCAAGGAGAGGCCUGGACUCAUCAGUCCUGGAUACUCUUUUGAGGAUGUCAAAGGCGGGGCUCUUCUGGGAUUGCUGGGCAAUGGGUUUGUCUGCUUCUACGACUGGGACACUGGUGCGCUGGUCAGGCGCAUUGACGUCGAUGCGAAGAACCUCUACUGGUCCACCACCAACGAGCUCGUCGCCAUCGCUGGCGAAGAGUCAUUCUACGUUCUUCGGUUCGAUCGUGAGGCUUAUCAGACGUACCUCGAUUCCGGCGCUCCUGUCGAGGAUGAUGGCGUAGAGGACGCGUUUGAUGUCAUCACCGAGAUUCCCGAAGUCAUUCGCACGGCCAAGUGGACUGGCGAAUGCUUGCUGUAUACCAAUGGCCAAAAUCGCAUCCAAUACUUGGUCGGCGAGCACACUUACACCAUCAACCAUUCUGACCAAGAGCUCUACUUGCUCGGCUACCUGCCCCAACAUGGACGGGUGUAUCUUGUAGACAAGGAUGUCAACUUCUUUAGCUACGCCUUGUCAUUGGCCGUCGUGGAGUAUCAGACCGCUAUUUUGCGGCAGGACCUUGAUGGAGCUAAGGAGAUCCUUGACAGGGUACCCUCUGAGCAACGCAACCGCAUUGCUCGUUUCUUGGAAGCUCAAGAAUUGCGUCAACUGGCCUUGGAAGUCUCCACAGAUCCAGAUCAUCGAUUCGACCUCGCAGUAGCACUGGACGACUUUGAGACUGCGCUCGAUAUUGCGCGAACCGGACCUGCUGCGGGCUCAGAGCCUCGUUGGCGAACCAUUGGCGACAAGGCCUUGGCUCGUUGGAACGUGACUCUUGCAAGGGAAUGUUUCGAAAAGGCAAACGACUUCAGCUCAUUGUUGCUGUUGGACACAUCGACUGGCAACAGGCAAGGUUUGCAGACACUGGCGUCGGAUGCGAGGGGAAAGGGAAGCAGCAACAUUGCGUUUGCCGCUUUACUAUCUGUUGGGGAUGCGCAAGGGUGUGUGGACAUUCUGGAAGAGACGGGAAGGUCGGCCGAAGCGGCGCUGUUUGCGAGGACGUAUGCGCCCAGCAAGGUUCAUGCGUCUGUCCAUAGCUGGAGAGCUGAGCUGAAUGCAACCAAGAGGACCAAGCAGAGCGCCAUUGCCGCUUCCCUAGCAGAUCCCGUCUCCAAUCCGGAAGCUUUUGAAGAGGGCUGGGAAGCUGCGCUUGCCAAAGAGGAAGAGCUGCUCGCGGCUCUUCCUUCUAGAAGAGCAACGGAGGCGGAGUCCCCAGUAGUCGUGCCUGCGCAGGUCGCCUCUACGAACGGGCCCAACGGGGUCGUGUAGUGGGGCAUGUUCCGAGUGUUGAGCGACUCACCUCGAAAUGAUCAUGCAAUGUACAGCAGACAGUCUAGCAAAAUAUGUUUGAUACUACUUCUUUGCUCACACCACACGC